Molecule: messenger RNA, 1658 nt
Organism: Chenopodium quinoa (quinoa)
Lineage: Eukaryota; Viridiplantae; Streptophyta; Magnoliopsida; Caryophyllales; Amaranthaceae
Product: ethylene-responsive transcription factor ERF113-like
Exons: 2
Coding region: 574-1464 (296 amino acids)
Biological process (GO): regulation of DNA-templated transcription; ethylene-activated signaling pathway
Molecular function (GO): DNA-binding transcription factor activity; DNA binding
Source: RefSeq, a predicted model, not a curated record
CACAUAAUACUAUAAGAGGCAAAAAAAAAAGGUGGUGAAAGAGUAAACCCUAUUUUUUUUUUUUUUUUCUUUCAUAUCAUAUUAGAUAUCUAAUAAAGAUGUUGAAUGAACCUAAAAUCAAGUGUAUGUUGAGCAUAGAGAUAGAAGCCGCAACUGGACCACUAGUAGCACGCAGCUAGGCUACCUUGUUUAGAAGAUAUAAGCCCCACAUACAACCCAAUUGUUGCUUACAACUUGCAUGUGAUUAUCAAUUCAGAUCAAGUUGCAUCUCCUACUCACAGUACUUAGCUUGCUAGUUCUGUAUCAUGUAUUUCAUCAGAUCCUUAGUUUGUUAGCUAUCGGAUCGUUAAUAAUAUCAUCGGAGAAGGAACGUAAUACGUACGACGACGAUUCGAGCUAGCUUAGCUACUAGCUAGAGAGGCUGUUACAGUGGAUCCAGAAAGCGGGCAUAAUGGGAAAAGGCCACUUCCCCAACAAACAUCAUCUCAACAACGGAUACAAGAAGAUGAAGCUUCUGGUAAAAGACUAUCAACAUCCUCGACUCAUCAUCAAGCUGAUGUAGCUUCUCAUGUCAUGGAUUGGAGAGAUCAGAAUGACAUGAAGGCUAUGGUUUCAGCCCUUGCUCAAGUCAUGGCCUCCGCCUCCGAUUCCGAUCAUCUUCCUUCCUCCGCCGUACCACCUCAUGACGCUUCACUACACCACCCCUCUCAAGAUCAACCAACUACAACUGUAGGUGAGGGAAGUGGUAAAAAAAGACAUUACAGAGGAGUAAGACAAAGGCCAUGGGGAAAAUGGGCAGCAGAGAUAAGAGACCCAAAGAAAGCAGCAAGAGUUUGGCUAGGAACAUUCGAGACUGCCGAGGCAGCUGCCAUCGCAUACGACGAAGCAGCCUUGAAGUUCAAAGGCACCAAAGCCAAGCUCAACUUCCCUGAAAGAGUUAUUUAUGGUCAUCCUCAUUACUACAUGGCUAACAACCAGAAUCAAACCUCAUCGACUACUACUAUUACUGCUACUACUACUACUACUGCUACUGCUACUACUACUGCUACAACUUCUUCUCACGGUCAAGUUCCUAGCGAAAUGUCAUCUUCGAUUUUGUCACAUCAGCAUCACCAAGAUACUACUAGUAAUAAUACCAAUAUAUACCCACAUCUUGUGCAAUACGCACAACUUCUUUCUAGUAACGACGUAAACUUCCCCUAUUUCAUGACACACCUCUAUCCACAAACUAGUGCCAAUACUAAUAUUACUAGUAGCAAUAACUAUUAUUAUUCUACAUCAUCGGCGUCUCACUCUUCACCUUUAUCUUCUACCAUGGCUUCAUCAGUGAAUCAGGCCGUGCCACCACCUCGAUAUGAAGAGUGGGAUUUCGAGAGUUUUUCUACCACCAGCAGCAGCAACAGCUCCUCUCAAUAUUGUAGUAGCUCCUCUAAUUAUAAUAAGAGGCCUGGUCCUGAUAAAUGAUGGUGUUUAUGCAUCUAGAUAUGAGUUGCCCUAAUUUCUGUUUGUGUUAUUUUUUCUGGAUUAUAUUAUUGCUGAACCUACACUACACCUCCAACAUUAUUUUAUAGUGUGCCACCAUUUUUUUUUUGUUCAAUCCAAAUAAUGAAUUGAUCAUCUGCAUGCUAGCUCUAAACUAACCAUGCAUCCCUUAUUAA